Camellia sinensis is the source of this 2057-nucleotide messenger RNA. The record is from RefSeq and is a predicted model, not a curated record. NCBI's taxonomy places the organism in Eukaryota, Viridiplantae, Streptophyta, Magnoliopsida, Ericales, Theaceae.
AUGAAUGCUAAGUUGUUUGGGAACACACUUGCAAUUAGUACGGCUGAGAUCAAUCUUCAGUAUAUAUCAACGGCUCUGAAUUAUUUAUUUCCCGCCCAAACACUUCUCUUCUUAACCUUCACACCUACCCACAUCUCUCUCUCCCCUCUGCUCUCACGCACGUCUCUUCCUUCCUUCUUUAUCUCUCUCCCUCUCUUCCUCUCUGUUUAUUCUUCAACAGAACCCUCUCGACCACCGCCAUUGCGACCACCUCUCUUCCCUCGCAGGACCCUCUCUGUUUCUCCUUCUUCAACAGAUCCCUCGACCACCGCCAUCACGACAACCUCUUCCUCAUCCCCCUUUAUCACUUCAGUCCUCUCCUCCUCGCAACAGAUCUCGCCGAAACCCUCUUUGCCUCUUUGCAAGGUUUCUCCCAUCUCUGAUGGAGAUACAGUUGAUUUUGAUCAUUUUAGCUCUCCCAGGGACGAAGGUGCCCAAAGGUUCAUUCCUAAGCUGCCACCUGCCUUUGGUUCAUCUCCUAAUCUUGAAGCGCUUGCACUUGAAGCAAACAAAUCUCAAGUUCAAGAUGGGGAUAGUGUUGUUUCCCAUGUACAGUACUCCCGGCCCAUGCAUGAAAUUACAUUUUCAACAGAUGACAAGCCGAAGCUCCUCAGUCAGUGCCUCCACCACACGAUCACUGAGUAGUAGAAUUCUGCAGUUGACUGCCUUACUAGGCGAGGUUGGGCUGAACAUCUAGGAAGCACAUGUUUUUUCUACUGUAGACGGGUACUCCUUGGAUGUCUUUGUUGUUGAUGGUUGGCCCUACGAGGUAUUUUCUUUUCAUAUUUUUUUAUCCAGUUAUGUAGUAGAAUGUUUAUAUUCUUAUGGCAAACAGAUCAAGCUACUUUGUGUUUACUAUAUUUUCGUGUUCUAUUUCUUUUUUUUUCAGCAUAUGUGUCAUCAAGAUCUUUGAACUCAGAUCUUGAUUUCUGGAUUUUCACCCAUGUUAGAAUGCCGAAUUGUUCAUUCAAUUUUUUGUCAGAGUUUUUGUGUUUUAUAUUGUCCUUUUCUGUACAAUUGGUGUUAGUAUAUUGUUUUUGUGCUUUCCAUGAUUUUCUGUAUAUUGUUCAUUCAAUUUCAAGCUUAUUUGAUUUUUAAAUUGUGCUCUUUAUGCUACAAGCGAGUGAUAGCUUUGACCAAACCUGUUUACUAUAUACAAAGUUUGCUUUGUAUUAUUAUUACUAUUUUUUUGGAGCUAUGCGCUAUAUAUACUUUUGUAGACCUUUUCCUGGGUCCGUUAAUAUAUGAUCUGUCAUCAGUUUCUAUCUUGAUCAUACAAAAUUUUGGGGCUUCAGUGACAAUUCCCAGCUGAACUUGCAAUCUUCAAGGUGGAUGUGAAGUAUUGUUCAUUAGGUUGAUAGUUUCACAGUCUAAAACAUAUUGUAUAACAGUUUACACCAGGGUUAUUACUUGAUGUUGCAUGGCCUAUGGAGGAAAUUUUAUUUGUGAGAGUGCAAAUAGCCAGUCAGUUGUACAAGAUGCGUGCCUACAACUAUUGUCAUCGGUAUCUUUAUCGUUUAGUCUAUUGACAUACUCCAAAAAUGAUGUUUAUCUUGCCUAUUAGCCAAAUUAUGUUGUGCAUUUUCUAGAUACCACUUUGGCUGCUCGGCUAUUCACUUCGGUUGCUCGACAUCCUGCUCGGCUGCUCGGCCUUGGAUUUUGUAGUCAGUGAAGCAUGGAAGUACAAGAUCAGACUCAUAUUAUCAUUAACCAACAACUGGGAUGCAUAUGGUGGCAAAGCACAAUACAUGAAAUGGGGUAAAGCUGCUGGCUUGAAUUUGACUUCAGAUGAUUUCUUCACUCAUCCAACUCUCAAAACCUACUACAGGGCCCAUGUCAAGGCAUGCUCCUUAAUUACUACUUUUAGAAUAAAUCAAAGUUUGCACAUCAAGAUUUCAUAGAAUGAGAUACAUAUGGUGUUGUAAAUUUAGCUGCAUUUUAAAUUAUAACUACAUUUUUAUCUUAAAAUUAUUUACACCGUGCCUUUAGGCACGGGCAUACGCUAGUACUAAAAUAUU